Trichoderma asperellum CBS 433.97 is the source of this 1887-nucleotide messenger RNA. RefSeq names its product Peptidyl-prolyl isomerase cwc27 (gene CWC27). Gene Ontology annotation, molecular function: peptidyl-prolyl cis-trans isomerase activity. NCBI's taxonomy places the organism in Eukaryota, Fungi, Ascomycota, Sordariomycetes, Hypocreales, Hypocreaceae. The record is from RefSeq and is a predicted model, not a curated record. Gene Ontology annotation, cellular component: catalytic step 2 spliceosome. Gene Ontology annotation, biological process: protein peptidyl-prolyl isomerization; protein folding.
CGACAGCUACGGUCAAAGGCCACCCACGAGGGAGGGUUCAUGAAAUACGGUUGGCCAUGUCGUCAAUUUACAACCUCGAGCCACAGCCUACGGGCUCGGCGAUUCUGCACACAACCUUGGGAGAAAUCCAUGUCGAGCUCUUCGCCAAGCAGACGCCACUGACGUGCCGCAACUUUCUUCAGCAUUGUCUUGACGGCUACUACGACGGCACAAUCUUCCACCGACUCGUUCCCAACUUCAUCGUGCAAGGUGGUGACCCUACAGGAACCGGAAAUGGUGGCGAAUCAAUCUACGACGGAGGCGCCUUUGGCGGCGACCUGGAUCCUUGGCCUAUGGACCAGAGACAUGGACAGAACGCAGGAUCCAAUGGCAUCAACUUUAAAGACGAAUUUCACUCCCGGCUAAAGAUCAACCGACGUGGCAUACUAGCCAUGGCCAACGAAGGAAAACCAGAUACGAACGGAAGUCAAUUCUUCUUUACACUAGACAAGGCAGAGGAGCUGAACGGCAAGAACACAAUGUUUGGUAGAGUUGCUGGAGACACAAUUUACAACCUGGCAAAGAUUGGUGAAUCAGAAGUGGACGAAACGACCGAACGACCGCUAUAUCCAGUAAAGAUUGAGCGUGUGGAAAUCCUGGUCAACCCCUUUAGUGAUAUGACAAAGCGAUCGAGGGUGGCACAAAUACAGGAAAAACCAAAAGUAGAGAAAGAAAAGAAGAAGAAAAGGAAGGGUGGAAAGCAGCUGCUCAGCUUUGGAGAUGAAGAGGGCGAUGAGGACGUGCCUGUGUUUAAGAAGGCCAAGUUUGACUCAAGAAUAGUCAUGGCAGAGGAAGAAGAACCUCCUGCUCCGCGAGAAAAGAGCUCAAAAUCAAGGCAUUCUCAACCAAAGGCUGUGGAUAAGCAAACGAGUGAGAUCCCGGCCGCCCAUGAUAAGCUAGACGGACCGGCUGCUGGGAACAAGGGCGAUGAAGAAAUGGAAGAGGAGAGGCCAAGGCAUAUUCAUCUGCCCAAGAGACACAAGGAACCGUCGCCUGAACCAUCACCCGAGCCAGAGCCGCCCAAGGAAAAGAGCGCAUUAGAAAGGGCUAAUGAAGAGCUAGCGGCUCUCAAGGCAUCAAUGAGGAGGACGAUCCAUUCCGAGCAACCAGUCAAAGAAAGGAAAAAAUCAGCGUUAGAAACAAUGAUACCUGAAACAUCCAUUCGAGGAAGAAAAAGAAGGCCUGGUGGUAAUAAUACAACCGCAAGCGAAGAACAGACAUCUCUUCGCCUACUGAAAGCUUUCCAAGCGAAGCUUGACAAGGCUCCGCCGUCUAAAGAGAUAGCUGCAGAAACGCCCGUCAGUAAUGAGGGGGAUGAAGCAGAGAAGCCCUUACCGGAUGAGGAAGCAGAAUUGUGUGAUUUGCACUUUAUUGCAAACUGCCAAAGCUGUACGUCAUGGGACAAACAAGAAAAGGAGGAUAGUGACGACGAAGGAUGGAUGUCACACGCACUUUCGUUUGCGGCUGAUAAACUAGGCAAAGACCUCAGUAACCGUAAGAAGGCUGAAGAGGAGCUGGUCGUCAUUGACCCUCGGGAGAAGGCUCGGACGUUGAAGGAAGAGAAACGGGCUGAGCGAGAGGCUCGAGCUGGUGGAUCUGGGAGGGCGUGGGAUCAAGCAAAGAAUGCUCAAAUGGCACGUGCUGCUUCGUUAGCCGGCAGAGGAGCCAAAUGAAGUUUUGGAUUGUCUAUGGCGCUCACUUAAUGUAAUGUCUCUUUACAUCGAUAUUUGGUAUUAUGGCGCAGCGUAUGGGAUACUUUGAACUGGGUCGUGCUUUGGCUAUUACUAUUAUUGCUAUUGUCUUUCUAAUUUUCUGUAUAUCAGUGUAUGAGAGAAAUAUAGCGGCAAG